AUGUCAGGGUUAUAUCAACUAUCCAGGACGUCAAAUCUUCUUUCAACAAAGAUACGUUUACGACCUAAAUCACAACGUGUUUCUUCUGGUUGCACCACUUCUAAAUAUAACACCCAAUGGGCAAGCUACGUAGCCGGUGCUGCCAUGCAUUUAAAUUUAGCAUUCCAAGGCCGAGCCGACCAAGUCACCAAACGGUUCGUAUAUAAGCUGCCGUGGCUCGAAUCAGUCAAGGACAGCAUUCUAUACACUAAUCUGCAACGUCGUUGUAUGUUAUUUGCCAUCCCCCUAGAAGUACCUACUAAUAACAUGGUCAAAUUACCCGAGACCUUUGCCGCGAUCCCGCGCCAGGAGUUCCUCCUGGGCCCAUCGCCCAUUCACCUUCUGCCGCGGAUGACAGCAGAUCUCGGUGGCCAGGUCAAGAUAUAUGCGAAACGAGACGAUGUCAGUUCCGGCCUAGCGUACGGCGGCAACAAGACUCGCAAGCUAGAGUACCUGGCCGCCGACGCUGUUGACCAGGGAUGCGAUACUCUCGUCAGCAUCGGCGGCAUCCAAAGCAACCAUACCCGCCAAGUUGCUGCCGUUGCCGCCCGGAUGGGCCUCAAGUGCGGUCUAGUGCAGGAGAAAUGGGUCGAAUGGGCUGACCCGGGCUACGAGAAGGUCGGCAACAUCCAGCUUUCCUACCUCAUGGGUGCAGACGUGCGGAUCGAAAAGAUGACCUCAUUUGGCAUCGAGCACAAGGAUACCCUGAGGGCCUUGACGAAGGAAUAUGAAGCCAAGGGCCAGAAACCCUACUACAUACCCGCGGGUGCAUCGGAUCAUCCGCUCGGAGGGCUAGGUUUCGCUCGCUGGGCGUUCGAGGUACGCGAGCAAGAGCAAGAACAGGGCGUGACGUUCGACUAUAUAUUUGUGUGCGCAGUGACGGGGUCUACGAUGGCCGGCAUCGUGGCGGGCUUCAAGUUGAUCGAGAAGCUUUAUCCCGAUGAGCCCAGGAAGAAGAUCAUUGGGAUUGACGGAUCUGCGACUCCGGAGAAGACUCGGGCCCAGGUGCUGCGGAUUGCCAGGGGCACUGCUGAGAAGAUCGGGUUAAAGGCGGAUGACAUCACGGAGGCAGAUGUAGUGCUUGAUGAGAGGUACCAUGCUGGGACGUACGGGGUCCCCGACAAGCAGACGUGGGAGGCGAUUGAGUAUGGGGCAAAGAUGGAUGCAUUCAUUACUGACCCGGUGUAUGAAGGGAAGAGCCUUGCUGGUUUGCUGGGGUAUGUGAGAAAUGGCGAGAUCAAGACUGGGAAUAUCCUGUAUGCCCAUCUGGGCGGCCAGCUGGCUCUCAAUGCGUAUUCGCAGCUGGGCCAUGUUGAGUAA
Messenger RNA from Trichophyton benhamiae CBS 112371, 1359 nucleotides. RefSeq names its product 1-aminocyclopropane-1-carboxylate deaminase, putative. Gene Ontology annotation, biological process: amine catabolic process. Gene Ontology annotation, molecular function: pyridoxal phosphate binding; 1-aminocyclopropane-1-carboxylate deaminase activity; D-cysteine desulfhydrase activity. The record is from RefSeq and is a predicted model, not a curated record. The transcript is spliced from 2 exons. NCBI's taxonomy places the organism in Eukaryota, Fungi, Ascomycota, Eurotiomycetes, Onygenales, Arthrodermataceae. The coding region runs from base 1 to 1359 and encodes 452 amino acids.